AUGUCUGUCCUUGAUCAAAUCAAGAAAUUUACAACGAUUGUUGCUGAUUCUGGUGACUUUGAAUCCAUCGCAGAAUAUAAACCCCAAGAUUCUACUACCAAUCCUUCAUUGAUUUUGGCUGCUACAGCGAAACCACAAUAUGCAAAACUAGUGGAUGAUGCUAUUGAAUAUGCAAAGAAAAAAUCAAGUGAUCAAGCAGGAUGGGCAGUGGAUAAACUACUGGUCAAUUUUGGCACUGAAAUUCUAAAGAUUGUUCCUGGAAGAGUAUCAACUGAAGUAGAUGCACGAUUAUCAUUUGAUAAAGAAGGCACCAUCAACAAGGCGUUGAGAUUGAUUGAUCUAUACAAAGAAGAAGGUAUCGAUAAGGAAAGAAUCUUGAUCAAAAUUGCAUCUACCUGGGAAGGAAUCCAUGCUGCAUCAGUAUUGGAAAAAGAACAUGGUAUUCAUUGUAAUUUGACCUUGUUAUUUGGUUUUCCUCAAGCUGUUGCUUGUGCUGAAGCUGGAGUUACCUUGAUAUCACCUUUUGUUGGUCGUAUCAUGGAUUGGUAUAAGAAUAGUACUGGAGAAACAUAUGAUGAUGCCACAAAAGAUCCUGGAGUAUUAUCUGUCACCAAAAUCUAUAACUACUACAAGCAAAACAACUACAAAACCAUCGUCAUGGGUGCUUCCUUCCGAAACGUUGGCGAAAUCAAACAACUAGCAGGAUGUGACUUUUUGACCAUCUCACCCAACUUGUUAGCUGAGUUGCAGAAUGAGAAGACAUCAUUGGAUCGAGUUUUGAGUCCAGAAAAGGCAUGUAAAGAACCAAUGACUAAAGUGUCAUUCUUCAAUGAUGAAAAGGCUUUCCGUUGGGAAAUGAAUCAAGAUCCUAUGGCUACUGAAAAAUUGUCUGAAGGUAUCCGUAAAUUUGCGAUUGAUGGUAUCAAACUAGAAGAUAGCUUGAAGAAGAAACUUUCAGCAUGAAUCAUAUUAAUAAAUAAAAG
Halteromyces radiatus is the source of this 983-nucleotide messenger RNA. RefSeq names its product transaldolase. Gene Ontology annotation, molecular function: transaldolase activity. The record is from RefSeq and is a predicted model, not a curated record. Gene Ontology annotation, biological process: carbohydrate metabolic process; pentose-phosphate shunt; pentose-phosphate shunt, non-oxidative branch. The transcript is spliced from 4 exons. The coding region runs from base 1 to 963 and encodes 320 amino acids. Gene Ontology annotation, cellular component: cytoplasm; intracellular anatomical structure. NCBI's taxonomy places the organism in Eukaryota, Fungi, Mucoromycota, Mucoromycetes, Mucorales, Cunninghamellaceae.